AUGAAGGCUGUAGCCCUCUUUUGUCUUGUAGGACCAGUUUUUGCUAUUUCGACCCAUCCUGUAAACCACAAGCUGAGAAUUCACAGACAGAAAGCUCCAGAAAAGAGUGAAUAUAUUCAUCCAGAAGCUUCAAAGGAAGAGAGCACAGGGUAUGUAGACAAGGGUGAUUUGCUGCCCACUCCCAGAAACUUAAAACCAGGCUCUGAAGACAGGGAUGGGCCCCAGACCAUGAGGAAACAAGAAAGCACUGGGAGCAAGCAUCAAGUAAAAAACAGCCUGAAAAGCAUCAAUUUCCUUGCAGUGCACAACAUACUAGGUUUGGUCUCUGAUAACCAGGACAGUGACUCUGGGAGCAGCGGCAGAGAACAGUCCAGCUCUGAGCACAACCAGCUCAGGAAACAUGAGAAACAUGGGAACACAGCAAACCGACACCUCCCAGGCCCUGCAGAACACCCAGUGGGCGCUUUCAGCCUUCAUCAUGAGCAUAACAUGUGGAAAUACAACAAAAAUGCUGUUGGCCUGUCCAAAAAAAACAGCGAAAGCAAUGAUGAGGAAAGCAUGGAAGAAGAGGAUGAGAAAUGGGGUGAAGAAACUGAUUACAGAGACAAACACAAAGACCAUCAGACAUGUCAAGGUGACCAAUACAAUAGACAGCAACAUGAGAACAGCAUGCAAUUAGAUGAACUAUUGAGAGAUUACAGCCAACUAACCUGGAAAAACAAAAGACACAGUGAGAAAUUCGACCUAGAGGAAGAAGAGAGGGAGAACAGGAAGAAGUCCUAUAAAGAAGAAAUCCCCCUCUCUCAAAAAACCCAUAAUGAAUAUCAGGAUGGCAAACAGCAAAGUCAAGAGAGAAAAUACCGCAUUGAACUGAACUAUCAGAGUGAUCAUGAUACAGUGGUGAAAAUACAAGAUAGGGAAGACAGUAAUGAUGAUGACAGUCAUGACAGUGGUGACAUUGAUGGUGAGGAGUAUCUCAGCAGUACCUCGAAAGAAACAGCCAAUGAAGAAGAGGAGAGAAUCCAGAGUAAUGACCAGGAGAGGACCAGUACCAAGCCUGAAGGAGAAGGAACCACUGAAGAUGACACUGCAGUUCACAGAGAGACUGAGGAUUACCAAAUUGUCAAGAUUAAAGACUUUGCUCACUCUGAACAAGAUUAUUAUGAUCACGAGUCACCCAAUUCUGACAACAAGCAACAACUGAAAAUGAGUAGCUCCAUUCAGAACAUGAAUUCAAUGGACAGUGAAGAUAAGGUUAAGACUACAGGCAGUUCCCAUGGUGAGAUGGAAAGUGUCAGCAACAGGAAUGAGGAGGCUCUCCUUGGACUGCCAGACACAUGUUGGAACUUCCACUGCAAAAGAGGCAAAGUCUGUCAUGCAGACAAACACUGCAUUUGCCAAGAUCCUGCUGCUUGCCCUCCCACCAAAGACUAUGAGCAUGUUUGUGGUGUGGAUAACAAGACUUAUGAUGGGACGCGUCAACUCUUUGGCACCAAAUGUCAACUGGAAGGGACAAAAAUAGGACACCAGCUGCACCUAGACUACAUGGGCUCCUGCAAAUACAUCCCCCCCUGUACUGAUUAUGAAGUGGAUCAGUUUCCCCUCCGGAUGCGAGACUGGCUUAAGAACAUCCUUAUUCAAUAUUAUGAACGUGACCUGAACAUUUCUGGGAUUCUAACUGAAAAGCAAAGGAAUAAGGUAAAAAAGAUCUAUCAGAAUGACAAGCGCCUUGUGGCUGGUGACCACCCGGUUGAGCUGCUCCUGCACGACUUUGAGAAAAAUUACCACAUGUAUGUGUAUCCUGUGCACUGGCAGUUUCACCAGUUUGAUCAGCACCCUGUUGACAGAUUAUUAACACACUCAGAGCUUGCACCCUUGAGAGCCUCCCUUGUUCCCAUGGAACACUGCAUAACCUGUUUCUUCCAAGAGUGCAAUAGAGACAAGGACAAACUCAUUGCUUUGAAGGAAUGGUGCCACUGCUUUGGGAUUAAAGAAGGUAAACCUAAAAGAAUAGGUAGAUGUACCUGA
This is a messenger RNA of Haemorhous mexicanus (house finch), 2028 nucleotides long. RefSeq names its product SPARC like 1 (gene SPARCL1). Gene Ontology annotation, molecular function: calcium ion binding; collagen binding; extracellular matrix binding. Gene Ontology annotation, biological process: anatomical structure development. Lineage: Eukaryota; Metazoa; Chordata; Aves; Passeriformes; Fringillidae. The record is from RefSeq and is a predicted model, not a curated record.